CACAAGCAGACUUCUGAAAAAAACUAAUUAGCAUUUCACCGUCGGUGAGUCUACUUCGAAGUUUGUAAAGAAGGAGUUUUGAAACUUGAGUAUAAAUUCUGAUAGACCAGAUUACAUUUAGUAGGAGUUCAGCUUACGGUUGGUUCAGAUGCCAAGGGACUUGUAGAAGAUUCUACCAAACACCAGUCGAGUAAUAACUGAAAGAAGGCACAAUGGCCUGUCCUUACCGAGAUGCUGCUGAAGGAGAUCAGAGUGGUGUCAACAAUGUCAUAAAAGGCAGCCGGGUAUAUGGGGAAUAUUUACAGUUGAACAAGGUUCUAGAUGCCCAGGACUUGGCAAGCAGUAAAGCAGGGAAGCCAGUCCAUGAUGAACAUCUCUUCAUAAUAACGCAUCAAGCAUAUGAACUAUGGUUCAAGCAGAUAAUACUCGAGGUGGAUUCAGUGAGGCAAAUGUUUGCAUCAUCAGUUUUAGAUGAGAAGCACACAUUACGAAUCAUAAGCAGGCUAAACAGAAUCGUUCUGAUAUUGAAUUUGCUGGUUGAUCAGUUUGUCAUCCUGGAGACAAUGACUCCUUUAGAUUUCAUGGAGUUCAGAGGACACUUAGCGCCAGCCAGUGGAUUUCAGAGUCUCCAGUUCAGAUUGCUCGAGAACAAACUUGGAAUAAAGCAGGAGAACAGAGUGAGGUACAACCAACAGCACUAUAUGGAGGUUUUUCACGAUGACCCAUCAGUUAAAGCCCUGGAGGAUUCCGUAUCAAGUCCCUCGCUACUUGACCUUGUGCAGAGCUGGCUAUCAAGGACGCCUGGUCUUGAAUUGGAAGGUUUCAACUUCUGGGAAAAGUUUGAACAAGCGGCUAAUUGGUGGCUAGACGAGGAGUUUUACCAAUCUGCCCAGGACGCUACAGAUCCUGAUAUUAAGAAGAUGAAAAUGGACGAAUACAAGAAGCAAAAGGAAACAUUUGAGUCUAUCUUUAAUGAGGAGGUCUAUGAGAUGGCUAUAAAGCGUGGUGAACGUCGCCUCUCCCACAAGGCAUUCCAGGGUGCGAUGAUGAUUUUCCUGUAUCGCGAUGAGCCUCGUUUUCACCAGCCGUCUCAAUUGCUAUCUUUACUGAUGGACAUUGACUCCCUACUGACCAAGUGGAGAUAUAAUCAUGUAAUGCUGGUUCAAAGAAUGUUGGGAAGCAAAGUGGGCACAGGAGGUUCAUCAGGGUACCAAUACCUUCGCAGUACUGUCAGUGACCGUUACAAAGUUUUCGUAGACUUAUUCAACCUGUCUACAUAUCUGAUACCAGUUAACUACAUACCGCCACUGACCUUCAUUAUGAAAACGAGGCUCUCCAUAGCAACAGACAAUCUAGCAGACCUCAUCAAUCAUGUCAAUCUUGAGAACGAGGCUAAAUCAGAAGGAAAACAAAAAACAAUUCGGCAGACUUCGCAAUCAAGUUCAGCAAGUUCGUCAGUUUUGGAGGACAGCAUGACAUCUCAGUCUUCCGAGGAUAUUGAAUCUGAGAUAUAAUCUAUGUGGAAAACCUCAUGCCCCAGGUCCUGGGUGAAAUCAUGGGCUCUACCACCCAUGGGCUCUACCACUGAUAGAGCCCAUGGUGAAAUGAAUCUGACUUAUAAUCUACUGUAAUGAGCCUGGAUAGAAAGUGGUGAUGAAAGUCUUUAUAGCCCUGCAUCAGACUUGAACCAGAAAGUUCUUUAUUUGCACAGUAAGGAGUCAAUUAAAUUGUAUGUCAAUCAAAUAUUAAAAAUAAGCAAAACACUACAUUUGUACAUGCAAAAUGUUUGUUUAGUGAAAUAUGUGGCCUCUUGUACCUGAUGGUUCUCAAACAUGUUAUUUUCAAAAAGAUUAAUAUAACUGAAUCUCCCCGAAGGAGGCCAUAGGUCUGCAUAUGAAACUAUUUUAUCUGAAAUGCACAAAUGUUUUGCAUCUAAAAUAUUGAUGUAUUUUUCCAUAAAGUAUUGUAUGGACACACAUAAUCCUGUAGUCUCAUGACGCAUCAUUUAUUUGGACUAAAUGACACCCCAAGGGGUGCAUGGACAUACAUAUAUGUACAUAUAUGUAU
Messenger RNA from Owenia fusiformis, 2067 nucleotides. NCBI's taxonomy places the organism in Eukaryota, Metazoa, Annelida, Polychaeta, Sabellida, Oweniidae. The record is from the annotation of a GenBank genome assembly.